UGUCAGGAGCGAGUCGUGUGUGCAGUCGACAGUCGAUGGGAACUGGGCAGAGCGGUCGGAACCUCAGAGAUUUCUUCCCCCUUGCCAUUGCCAUUGCCCGCGCGUCGUCUCACACGCUCGCAGAAAGUGAAAAAAGGAGGAAACACGUGCGCGCGUGUUUUUCCCACCGCCACCACCACCAGCGUCGCAUUCUCAUUUCGCAUUCACAAAGGCCGGCCGAGAGUCGGUCCGUGUCAGUCGCCAACGGGCAUCAGUCACAUCAUCAGCGUCCGUCAAUGACACCACCACCACCAACAGUUUAUACGAUUAUUCUUUCAUGUUACGCAAGUGAAUUGCCGCAGUUAUUUAUCAUCCAGUGAUUUGAUAAUUAUCCCGAAACGGUUGAUUUGUCGUGACUCAAUCCCCUCCCGGUCAAAAAAAAGUGUCGAAUGAUGAACUUACUUCAGCACCCUGAUCGUAACAUUCACAUGUCCGCUCCAGGAUUGCUGGGCGGCUUGUUGGCCGCGUCCAGCGGCGUUUCGGGCGUUUCGGCCAACUCGUUGCCGCAGCGGUCGCCGUUCGCCAUUCAGGAGCUGCUGGGUCUCAACACCAGCGGCUCCUCGGUCGGACAUUCGUCGUCGCAUCACGGCCAGGGCGAUCACGGCGUCAGUGGCGGGAGCAGCCAGCAACACGUUUACAGUCACGCCAUGAUCGCCGCCGCUCACCAUCACCACCACCAUCACAGUCAUCAGCACCCGGCGGCCGCCAUGUUCGCCCAUCCGGCCCAUCAGCAUCAGCCGCAUCACCACAGCCAUCACGGCAGUGCGGCCUCGGUGACCGGCGGGAGCCAGCAGUCGGGACAGGGCUCUGAGCUGGCCGGCCAUCACCACCAUCACAACAGCCUGCAGGCCCACCAGGCCCUUUCGGCCCUGUCGGCGGCGGCAGCGGCCAGUUACGCGUCGGCAACGGCGGCGGCGGCGGCGGCGGCUUCGGGCAGUCGUUGCAGCGCAGCGGCGGCCUACAAUUUCACGCACCACCACCAGAAUUUCGCGGCGGCUGCAGCGGCUGCGGCCGCAAUGGUCGGCGACCCUCUGAGCUCCGCCAGCCGGAUGUAUUUCAAUCCGGCGGCUGCGGCGGCGGCGGCUUUCCUCCACCAACCGACGGCGGCGGCCGUGGCAGCCGGAAGUAUCGGCAGCGUUUCGGCCUCGGCUCCCGGCGCGUCGACAGCCGUCGGCAACGGCACGAGUGGCGGCGGCGUUUUCCCGUCGCCAGACAGCGCCGCAAUGCGAUCUGAUACCAACGCUUCAGUCGGCCUAGAAGGACGUGGCGUCGGCGGUGACGGCAGCCAUUGCAACAACUCGAAACUGGACGAGCUGAACGUCAGCGGAGGCGUCGGGUCCAACAGCAACGGAAUCAACGGCGCCAACAACCCCAACCGGAAAAAGAAGAAAAAGAGAAGGCACAGGACCAUCUUCACGAGUUACCAGCUAGAAGAGUUGGAAAAGGCCUUCAAGGAGGCUCAUUAUCCGGACGUCUAUGCCCGUGAAAUGCUCUCACUCAAGACGGACCUGCCCGAGGAUCGCAUUCAGGUGUGGUUCCAAAACCGACGGGCCAAGUGGCGCAAAACGGAGAAAUGCUGGGGACGGUCGACCAUCAUGGCCGAGUACGGACUUUACGGGGCCAUGGUCCGCCACUCGCUGCCAUUGCCGGACACGAUCGUCAAAUCGGCAAAGGAAAACGAAUGCGUUGCCCCCUGGUUACUCGGUAUGCACCGGAAGUCGCUGGAAGCGGCGCAUCAGCUGACGAGCGGCGACGAAAGUAAUAAGGAAGACGACGACGAGAACGGCGGAGGUGGCGGAGGUGGCGGAGGCGGCGGCGGAAGCGGCGAGCGGACGAGAGAUUCGGGAAAUGGGCCCAAUGACGGCGGCGAUCACUCGAGCGGCGACGAGCAGCAACAGUCUGAGAAAAGUGGUCACAUCAUCAGGGAAUCCAUCGGCGGCAAUCAUCACAAUAAGCGCAACAAGCUCUCGCCGAGUGGCAUCCAAUCGGCGGGCGCGGCGGGUCAGCACCACCACGCCGCUCACCUUUCCCACCUUUCCCACCCGCAACACACGCCGACGUCGUCGUCGUCGGAGGCCAGCACCUACAUGGCGAGUUACGCCGCCGCUCAACUCCAUCACGCCAACCGCUCGCCCGUCGACGACUUCCGCAUGAACAGCGUGGCCGAAUUGAGGGCCAAAGCGGCCGAGCACCAGGCCCGAAUCGCCGGCGGAUUCUCAGUCAGCCACCACCACCAGCAACAACUGCAGCACUUGCAGCAACAACAGCAACAACAACAGCAACAACAACAGCAACAGCAGCAGCAAGCGCAGCAGCGGGACGGCGAGUUCCUCAUUUCAUCCGAUUCUUCAUCCUCCUCAUUUUGAAGGACUUGCCAACACCGAAAAUGGACGACUUUUAUACCUUCAAUACGCAGAGAUAUAGAGCCAAAAUAAAGAAAAAUCCCAUUGUGUUUUUUUAGAGUCUAUAAAUAAUGCGACGAGUCAAUAAUUCUCGGCCAACCAGUUUUCAGCCGAUUGGUUUCCGCGCCAUUUGAUGGGCGCAAUGAAACAAUUCGUCAAUGACGAAUGAAGGAACACGGAGAGGAUUCGCCGUUGUUCUUGUUUCCUUUGAUAUUUGCCGAUUAUUCCCUGCACGCAUUGAUAUGCGAUACGUAAUAGUGUGUGUGUAUAUAUUGAUACUAUACCGGGAGAGUGAGUCUGCUGAGAGAAUAUCGCUUUGACCUUCUCUCGGAUAUAUGUUCAACAUCUUUCAUGUCCUCUUUGUAUGGAACGAGUUUGUUUUUUUUACUUUCAUUCCUCCCCACCAUUUUUUGGAUAUUCCACCACAUUCGUAUAAUCUUCGGUCAACCGAACGCGACCCCCAUUGCAUCCCUCACUCGAUAUAGAAUAUGAAUUCAAAUUCAAAUAUUAUUACGGGACUGUAUCUGCCCAUCGCGUAUAUAGCAACUUUUGUACAUACAAAUAUUAUAGGCCUUGGGUACUGGCCAAAAGAGAAACAGGUCGAAAUAAUAAAAAAGAAAAAAAAAAGAAAGUGGCAGGAUCGAAGCGAAACGAUCGUAAAGAGACAACAAAAAUGGAUUCCCCCGUCUGAUUAUCUAUUCCUUUUCGUUCGAUGACGAUUCACCACAAAAUAAUGGCGAAGAAGAAUUCUUUGAUGUUGUGUAAAGUUUUUUUUUCUCCCUUUUGUUUUGACGGUUGUGCCAUGUUAUAUUCAAUAAACCAAGACAGCCCCACCAUUAAAUUUAUAUUAUAGUGCAUACAUAAUAAUCUAUUUGUGUCACUUGUGCGAGUGACCGAGUUUCUGAAAACAACUGGGAAUCGAAAAAAAAUCUGGAAAAUUGUUCAAUUUGUUUCCUCCCCAUCUCAAAAGAUUGCCGAUCGAUUGAUAUUAUUAAUUUCUCAUGGCUCUUAUUCAUCUCUCAGUAUCCCUCUAAUUCUUCAAGAUCCGCUGCUAUAAAUAUUUCAAAAAUCCGCAAAAUGCCAAAGUCCAAUUUUAUUAUCCCCCCCCCCAAGAAAAAAAAAACUUUUUUUUUAACGUGCGUGUUUUAUAUUUACAACCAGAAAAUAUGUAUGAAUGUACAAUUAAAUAUUAUAGAGAGAGAGAAAAAAAAACAGAUUUUGUUUGAUGUUGUUUGACAGUUCUUUUUGGUGACCGCGUUUUCCCCACCCAUCAUACAAAUUCAUAUCCGAACAUUUUGAUGACAUUCUUCACUGACAGACUCUCACAUUUAAUUUAGACACAUGAUUGUGUAAUUGAGAAAAGCAAGUGCGAGGUUUAAACGGGAAUGUGUCUGAUAUGUUUCCUUUUUUUCUAUAUUCUCAUUAUAUGAUGAUGUGAUUCAUCUGUUACAUCGUGCUGUACAUCGUGUUCACAAAUUUGUUUUUCUGUUUUUCCCUAAGUUUCCAAAUUGUUUGUUUGUUUUUGUUUGUAAUUUUUUUUUCCCCAAGAAAACUCUUAUUAUUAUUGGUCGAUUCUUUUGUUCCUAGCGAUUGUAUCACGCGUGUUUGGUCUACAAUAUAAUAUCGUUCCACCGCC
Molecule: messenger RNA, 4077 nt
Organism: Daphnia pulicaria
Lineage: Eukaryota; Metazoa; Arthropoda; Branchiopoda; Diplostraca; Daphniidae
Product: homeobox protein orthopedia-like
Exons: 5
Coding region: 429-2405 (658 amino acids)
Biological process (GO): regulation of transcription by RNA polymerase II
Cellular component (GO): nucleus
Molecular function (GO): sequence-specific double-stranded DNA binding; DNA-binding transcription factor activity, RNA polymerase II-specific
Source: RefSeq, a predicted model, not a curated record